Molecule: messenger RNA, 3307 nt
Organism: Falco peregrinus (peregrine falcon)
Lineage: Eukaryota; Metazoa; Chordata; Aves; Falconiformes; Falconidae
Gene: TNFAIP8L3
Product: TNF alpha induced protein 8 like 3
Biological process (GO): regulation of apoptotic process
Cellular component (GO): cytoplasm
Source: RefSeq, a predicted model, not a curated record
GCUCCUCCUUUGCAGCCAAUGGCACUAGGCGAGGUGGCUGCAUGUGGUGGCGCGGACCCAGCGCCCGGGCUGGGAGGAGAGGAGGAGGCAGCAGGAGCUGCUCGCCGCUCGCUCCCGUCUCCCGCUCCCCGGGAGCUCCUGCCAGCGGGCGCCAGCCGCACGCUGCCCGCCCCCAGCGCCCCUCGCCCCGCCGGUACCCGCAGCAUGGACUCGGACUCCGGAGAGCUGAGCGAAGGCGAGCUGGUCUCACCCGCAGGUCCCGAUUGUUUCAGUUCCAAGAAUCUUGCACUGCAAGCCCAGAAAAAGAUCCUGAGUAAAAUGGCAACCAAAACCAUGGCUAACAUGCUAAUUGAUGAUACAAGCAGUGAAAUCUUCGACGAGCUGUACAAGGUAACAAAGGAACACACAAGAAACAAAAAAGAAGCCCAUAAAAUUAUGAAAGACCUGAUUAAAGUGGCAAUAAAGAUCGGGAUCCUCUAUCGAAAUAACCAGUUCAACCAAGAUGAGCUAGAAAUCGUAGACAAGUUCAGGAAGAAGCUGAACCAAACUGCCAUGACGAUUGUCAGUUUCUAUGAGGUAGAAUACACUUUUGACAGAAAUGUUCUUGCAGAACUUCUGAAUGAAUGUAAAGACCUUGUGCACGAACUAGUAGAUCGACACCUGACACCGAGAUCCCACGGGCGCAUCAACCACGUCUUCAAUCACUUUGCAGAUGUGGAAUUUCUAACUGCCCUGUACAGUCUUGAUGGGGAUUGUCGGCCGUACCUCAAAAAGAUCUGUGACGGCAUCAACAAACUGCUGGAUGAGAAGGUCCUUUGAAACUACACUCAGAAACAAGAAACCAACCAAAAACUUCUCUCUAGAACUGGCCACCCUUCAUGAGCCAUGGUGAGCAAGCGAGCGUCCUUCCCACCAGUCUCUUACUACAGUCUCAAGCAGGGGCCAGGAUGUGCUCACCAGGCUCAUGAUGAAAUGGAAAACUUAAAUCAGAAAGCUAUCAAUUUUCACGUUUUGUUCAGAUAAUUCAGUCUUUUCCAAGGAGCAGAGUUAACAAGGCUGAUGGUAUCUAUCGUUCAGAAACAGACUGCUGUACGCCAUGAUCUUACUAGCUUUGUGUUCAAGGCUGAACAUCUGAAAAGAAAGCAAACGCGUGGCUAUGUAAAAAUAGACAGGUGAAGGCAAAAGAGCAAUGCAUGGAAUUUACCCCCAGGCCCUCGGUGCGUAUGUUUUUAUUAUUUCUAUGCUAACUGAAAAAGCUUAGACAGAAAGCAGGGCUCUGAUGGAUUAAGCUCACUCCUUUCAAAAGGAUCAGGAAUCACUGUGAGAAGGCAUCUCUGAUUUUACAUGGUAUUUAAGUCUAACAGAGGAACAACAAGUAAUACAAACCUAGUAGAAGUGGGAGAAAAUGUAAAGGACUGCUCUAUGAAGCAAUAUUUUCACUAGAGAGUUUUGUUUCAUACCUGCUGUAACAGAGAGGAGGUUUCAUUUUAAUUUGGAAAAGCAGCUCAGCGGUUCAAGCUCAAAGGUAACCAGAAAACUAGACAAAGUAGUGCAUCAGCUUCCCCACUCGCAGGGUUUGUGUAUUUGGCAACAUCAGACAAAUCUAGGCUGAAGGCUGUGCUGCUCUUCGUGCCCUUACUGUUUUGCCUGACGGAACAAAACACUUGGUGAAGGUUUUGACAUUACAGUUGUGAAGAGGAGCACGACUAAGAUAGCAAGGGAGCGAGAAAGCAACAUUUACAUCCCCUAUCCUCAAAAUACUCAGCCUAGAUAAAACUCUCCGUUUAACACAUCUGUCGUUAAUUCGUGCCUAGAGGUGUGAUAAAAAAGGAACCCCAUCCACAACGCUUGUAGUGCCAUCCAAGUGAGCUAUAUCCACAGUAGCCUUAAGAGAAGAACAGUCUUAGUGACUCUGGGGAGCUUCACGAAUGAUUUUUUGUUCAGAAUGUUUUCAGUGACUUAGUUUUUCUUUUUUUAAACCAAAUAUACCCAUGUCUUAAAACUAAAAACAUUUUGCAAAGGAAUACUGGUUCCUGUACAGCUUUGUUAGGAGUAAGGGAGAAGGGGAGCAGAGCAGUUACACCAGCUUGCCACUUGCAGGAUCUUGCAGCUGGGUAGGUGUUGACUGGCCCCUGAGCGAAGGAAGCACGUUUGGAAGUCUCUCCUCUCCUUGUCCUCUACAUCUUAUCCUCCAGGCUCACCUCUCUCCACUGACACUUUAGUGUCACGUACCGUUUCCUUUUAGCCGACACAGAGAGCACACAAUCCCAUUAUCUGGAGGUAACACCCUCCAUAUCACGUAUAUUAUAAUGCAGAAAAGCACGUACUUGAAAAUUGACAGAAGGAAAUAUAUUUGAAAGCCAUUCCUCCCCAAGGAAAAUCUCCAGUGUUGACCACUCAUUACUUUAGGUUUAAAAAAAAAAAAAAAAAAAAGUACAUUUCUCAUUUAAAUGCUUAAACACUAUGGUGGCAGAGAAAACUUCACAAUUUUAUUAUUCUUUGCUCUUUCCUCACCCCAGAAUAACUAUAGUUUGACUGUCACACCUUUCUGCAUACACGUACUCAGAUGAGAGGGUUGUGCUGGAUGCAUUUGUAUCUGCUCGGAGGAGAACCCAUUUUACAACACAGUAAAAAAGGCAGCACAUUAGCAGAGCGGUUUAUAACAAAGUAAAUGUCCCCUAUGUAUUUCCCUUAACCAUAAAAAGACUAUUUAGUAGCAACGAAGGUGGACAAUUCCUUUGCAACACAGCACAGUAACGAAAUACCAGCGCUCGGGGUUGCAAGUUCAGCCAUUCGCAGAGCCAUAUUUACAUGCACCAGUAGCUGCAUUUUUUCCAAGCACGUACUUGUCAGUUGAUGCUUUUGAACAGUAUUUAUUGUAUCCAACACUCCUGUCCCAGUGCACACAUCAGAUUCUGCGUGUUUGUUUCACUUGUGGCAAACAAAUUCAAGUUCUUUUUCUAAAGCCAGAAAAAGGGAGAUGUAUUCAACACUCAAGAUGUCCAAAGGAAAGGGAUAUCCUCUAGCUGCGACCUUCUUUUUGUGUGUUGCAAGUAUCAAUAUUCAGAUUCUGGUAUUUUAGACACACCAGCUUGAACAUCUGUUGUUUUAUUUAUAAAUCUGAGUAGCCUUAAGGAAAGAUGUUUUCAAGUAUUUCUCAUACUUGCAUAUCCUGUAUAUUCAUUGUUUACUUUUGUACUUGUAGCUUGGUAUGUAAUAACAUUGCUAAAAUAUGGGCAAUGUUCAGGUCACCUUCAGUAUAUGAUGUAUUAUCAUAUUUGUGGAUUAAAAAUGUGUGAUUACUGCC